Molecule: messenger RNA, 3683 nt
Organism: Cygnus atratus (black swan)
Lineage: Eukaryota; Metazoa; Chordata; Aves; Anseriformes; Anatidae
Gene: AFF3
Product: ALF transcription elongation factor 3
Exons: 22
Coding region: 99-3683 (1194 amino acids)
Biological process (GO): regulation of gene expression
Cellular component (GO): super elongation complex; nucleus
Source: RefSeq, a predicted model, not a curated record
CAGGGGUGCUCCGCGCCCCUCGCCCUGCCCGCGGUGCGGUCGAAGAUGCGCCCCGGACGCCGGGUGGUCGCAGCGCGGCGGCGCUGACAUCGCUCACCAUGGACAGCUUCGACUUAGCUCUGCUCCAGGAGUGGGACCUGGACUCUCUGUGUGUCUAUGAGCCGGAUAGAAACGUGCUGCGCAGGAAAGAAUGGGAAAGGAGAAAUCAGGAGGCCCAGCAGGAGGAUGGCACAUUUAACACAAGUUACUCCCUCUUCAGUGAACCAUACAAGACCAACAAGGGGGAUGAGCUAUCAAAUCGCAUCCAGAAUACCCUGGGCAACUAUGAUGAAAUGAAAGACUUGUUAACUGACCGAUCAAACCAGAGCCAUCUUGUUGGGGUUCCCAAACCUGGGGUUCCUCAGGCAUCUCUCCCCAAGCCCGAUGAACAUCUUAUUGCAGACUCAAGACCACCACCUCUUCCCUCUAUUUCCAGCACUUCUUCUUCCACACCAGCAGCUCUACCCACGCAGCAGAGCAAAAGCACCACGAUGGGUUGGCAGAAGGCUGGGCACAAUGCCACUUCAGAGGGCCAGCAGAGAGCCAGCAAACAUGGCUCACUGAGGGCCACGCUAGGUGACAACACCAACAGAGUACCGCAGCCUGCAAAGCUAAGUUGUAACACAGAAGGAGGAGCUCAAACGCAAGAGAGGCCCUCAAAGCACAGCAGCGGGCACUGUGUCCAAAACUUCCCACCGUCUCUUGCUUCGAAGCCCAGUCUGGUUCAGCAGAAACCAACUGCUUAUGUAAGGCCAAUGGAUGGUCAAGAUCAGGCCCCUGAUGAGUCUCCAAAGCUGAAGUUACCGGCAGAGACAACCAAGUCGUACAGGGGAGUGCCUUCUAACAAGCCUGAUUCGGCCAGGACCAAGUCAAAGAUAGCAAAGUUCAGCAUUCCUAAGCAAGAAGAGGACAGUGGAACAGGAGAUAACAGCUGCAUUGAAGAAAUAUUGCGGGAGAUGACCCAUUCUUGGCCUCCACCAUUAUCAGCUAUUCACACACCAGGGAAGGCAGAACAAAGCAAGUUUUCCUUCCCAAACAAGGAGUCACAACAGGGAUCUACAGGACACAGCAAUACAAGAAAAAGUGAUGUAGAGCCAAAGAGUCCAGAGAAAAGUGCAACCCAUACAUCAAUGCUAGAAGAUGACCUCAAGCUAAGCAGCGACGAAGAAGAGAACGACCAGCAGGCAGCACAGAGAUCUGCUCUCCGCGUUCUGUCUGACAGCCUGGUGGUGCCGCAGUCCAGCACCCGAGCCCCGGGACUCUCCAGCAAGGGGUCGAGCAGCAGCAGCUCCAGUGAAUCCGAGACCAGCUCGGAGUCUGACUCAGAGAGCGAAAGCAGCUCCAGCGAGAGCGACGGCAGCAAGCCCUCGCAUUACUCCAGCCCAGAGCCCGAGCCACCCUCGUCCAACAAGUGGCAGCUGGACAAGUGGCUGAAUAAAGUCACCCCUCACAAAGCACCCAUCCUGACCCACCAUGACGGCCCGGCACUGGAGGCCCAUCCCUACUACGGCCACGUGAAGGCGGAGCGGCAGGAAGGUGAGAAGACCCCGGCCACCGGCCCAGCCGAGCACCGCAGCGGGGAGGGCCGCACCACCACCGUCACCACCACCGCCACCAUCGGGGACGGGCCACGGCCCAGGACCGCCAACAAAGCACCAGGCAGCAAGGGCGGCCGCCAGAAGUCGCCCCCUGCCGCCGACGGCGGGCCUCCAAGGAGGGCGGCGGGGAAGAAGGCACCGCGGCGGGCUGAGAGGACCUCAGCUGGGGACGGCUCCCACUGCCGUGGGGCAGAGCCCACUGGGAGCCACAGCUUUCUGGAGAGCACCGCUGGCGAGGCACCAAGAGCCCGGCCUGUUGGCGGUGGCGGCAGUGGAGGCUGCCGAGCAGGGCACCGCCGGGAGCCCCGCUCGGCCACAGCUGGCGAGAAGCGUCGGGCACGGGGGCCGAGCAAAACGGCACCCAAAUCCAAGGAGUUCAUCGAGACUGAGUCCUCCUCAUCAUCAUCUUCCUCUGACUCGGGCUCCGAGUCAGAGCGGGAGGAACGCCCGCUGCCCAAGGCGCCGGCGGCAGCCGGGGCCGAGCCGCGCGCCAAGGACGCGGGGACCGGUGCCGCUAGCAAACCCCACGGCGGCUGCAGUGCCUUUGGCUCCAUUAAUGCCAGGACUAGUAGUGAAAUAGCAAAGGAGCUGGAGGAACAGUUUUACACCCUGGUUCCUUUCGGUAGGAAUGAUCUCCUGUCUCCUCUGAAAGACAGUGAUGAGGUAAAGUCACUGUGGGUCAACAUUGACUUGGCUCUUUUGUCCAGGAUUCCAGAGCGUUUGCCCGAAGAGCCGCUGGCAAUGAGCGCCGGAGCAAACCAGGCGGCCAGCCUCCCGCAGGGUAGUAGUGCUGACCCCCCCGCAGAGAAGGGUUUACCGAAAUCUAGAAAGAAACGCAAGUGUGAGAAUGAAGAAGAAUACAGAGACAUCAAGAAGACUCAUUUAGAGCGAGAGAGUUCUUCACGAUUAGCUGCCUCUGCCCAUAACAUCACAACAGCAAAUCACUGCAAUAUGAAUGAAAAUAGCUUGGCAAUACCAAUAAAUAAAAAUGAGAAAAUGCUUCGGUCACCUGUCUCUCCCCUCUCUGAUGCAUCAAAACACAAAUACUCCAACGAUGAUUUAACUUCCUCCAGCAGACCUAAUGGCAGCAGUCUAUUACCUUCCAUCUCCUCCAGCAAAAAACAUAAGGGUGAAAUCCAGUCUCAGCCACAUCCCGGAGACUUCAAUAAAGCAACUCACAUCAAUUCAGAAAACGUUCUCUGCAAUAAGCCACAGUCCCAAACAGAGCCUUGGUCACCUCUGUCUGGCGCACCCAGGGACUGCAGAAGGACAAAGCUUAUCUUUGAUGAUAUGCCACGCAAUGCAGAUUACUUUAUGCAGGAAGCUAAACGGAAGAAGCAUAAAGCAGAUGCAAUGGUGGAAAAGUUUGGAAAGGCACUGAAUUAUGCAGAAGCAGCAUUAUCGUUUAUUGAGUGUGGAAAUGCAAUGGAACAAGGCCCAAUGGAAUCUAAAUCCCCCUAUACAAUGUAUUCAGAAACAGUUGAACUCAUCAGGUACGCAGUGAGACUAAAAACCCACUCAGGCCCCAACGCCACGCCAGAAGACAAACAGCUGGCAGCAUUAUGUUACCGCUGCCUGGCCCUUCUGUACUGGAGGAUGUUCCGACUCAAGAGAGACCAUGCUGUCAAGUAUUCGAAAGCGCUUAUCGAGUAUUUUAAGAAUUCAUCAAAAGCUGCCCAGAACCCAUCUCCUUGGGGUACCAGUGGAAAGAGCACAGGAACUCCAUCACCCAUGUCCCCUAGCCCUUCUCCAGUGAGCUCUGUAGGAUCCCAGGGGAGCACAGGGGCCCCUUCCCCAUCUCCUAUAAUCAGCAUCCCGCAGCGCAUUCAUCAGAUGGCUGCCAACCAUGUCAGCAUCACCAACAGCAUCCUGCACAGCUAUGACUACUGGGAGAUGGCUGACAACCUGGCCAAGGAAAAUAGAGAUUUUUUUAAUGACUUGGAUGCAUUGAUGGGACCUAUCACCUUGCACAGCAGUAUGGAGCAUUUAGUUCAGUACACUCAACAAGGACUUCACUGGGUGCGGAAUAGCGCUCACUUGUCAUAA